GACCUCAGCUUGAACCUGACAGCAGGAAAUACACGGAGAAGGCGGCGGUUUAGACGCAGACAGACAAGCAGCAUACAACAACGGCGGCACAGCUUGUAAAAUUUCCACUACCUAAUAGUUGCUUAUAGCUGUCAUUUUAGUCACAAAGCUAACAAAGAGCUAGAUAUUUGGAACCGAAAUAGCACCGGCGACGAGCGAUGCACAAGAUGCCUAGUCAACUUGAUAACAUGACGUCUAGAAAGAGGAAGAGCGGCGCUGAGGUCAGAGCCUCUAGAAAGGUUUCAGCUUCGGAGAAGAAAAACCGUAAAAGCCAGAAGAUGCAUUUGUCACCAGAGGACAGUUCAGCGCUGAGGACAUCCAAAUCCACAGAUAAACUGUCUCGUAUCAGCUGCGAAUGCCACGAGGCUGCUGACAGGAGGAGGUGCCUGGGUUCACCUGAGCUCGAAGGUCAGGAGGGCAAAGAGAACGAGCUGAGGUCAGAGCAGGAGGUCAGCAACUGCAAAGCUAACAGCGUCUUGGAGGAGCAGGCUCCUGAAUGUGUGGAACCCGAAAACAGUAGCAGAGUUUUAUUCCCAGAUGACGACAGUAAUCAAAUCCUUCCUGUGGAGCAGUUCUUCGGGAACUUGGAUAUUGUACAGGACCUUCCUCGGAGAUCACCUGCUACUUCUCCCAGCGCUCGAAGGAAGGAGAGGUUUCGGCAUUACUAUGCACAGGAAGACAGCGACGGCGAAGAGGUGAGCCACGGCAGCCUCCGACGAGACGACGGACCCGGCACUUAGAAAAGAGCCGGUUAAAACAGAACAACAUCCCAGCACUUUGGAAGAAGCGACAACAAACUACCUGCUCAGAUGCUGCAUUCAGUCGGUCCUCUUCAUCUGUCAAAGUCUCAGCGCCAUCACUGAUGUGAGGAUAAUGAAGGAUGGUUAGUGGUACUGGCUGUCAAAGAAAUACUUCAUUGGCAGUGUUUCUAGCGGUGUUAAAGUGCGAUUGUAAACGCGGAAACGUUCUAAGCUGAAAGCAUCCGUUUUGGUGCCGGAUGCUUUCAUGCUGUUUUCUCACAUGCCAACAAUCAGUAAAAAAAUUCUAAAUAUGUAAGCAAACACACAAGUGCUUUUUUUUUUUUAAAACCGUAUAUAUAGUCGCAUAUACUCUCAUAAAUCCACGCUCGAUUGUAGCCUACCUUUUUCAGAGCUCUCAGCGGCAUUUCAGGAGAUAUUUAAAAAAAGAACAAAAUAUGAGGACAGAUUGACUAGAAAUGCACCAGUCAGAAUCGUGCUGCUAAUUUCCAAUUUUUGUAAUGCUUAAGUUUAAUGCUGAUUGUAGCCAAUUAAGUUUUUCCUCCAAGAGCUUUCAAAAUAUCCAUUUUUUUGUCCUUCCAUAAGCAUCUUAAAAUUGAAAGUGUUAAAGAGUCUUCUUUCUUAACAACUUCUAUGCUGAACAGUGUAAUUGUAACACACGGCCUGGUUUUUUGUUGCACUUAUUGAGGUAAAAAAAAAAAAAAAAA
Poecilia reticulata (guppy) is the source of this 1504-nucleotide messenger RNA. It is a transcript of the gene c7h1orf174, whose product is annotated as chromosome 7 C1orf174 homolog. The record is from RefSeq and is a predicted model, not a curated record. Lineage: Eukaryota; Metazoa; Chordata; Actinopteri; Cyprinodontiformes; Poeciliidae.